AUGAGUAACCAUUUUGUCAAUUUUGGAUUCGGCAUCUUGAAGCUCACGGUCGAGAUUGGCAUUCUGGCUGCUGCCUCUGUACAACAAUACUUUGCCAUUCGUAUUGCUUUGCUGAAUUUGUGUUGUGACAUUGGCACUUCCGUUGGUUAUAAGAUCUCUUCUGCCAUCUGGCAAGGCACAAUGCCCGAGAAACUCGCGCUGGAUCUCCCUUCUGAGAGCUAA
Molecule: messenger RNA, 222 nt
Organism: Exophiala oligosperma
Lineage: Eukaryota; Fungi; Ascomycota; Eurotiomycetes; Chaetothyriales; Herpotrichiellaceae
Exons: 1
Coding region: 1-222 (73 amino acids)
Source: RefSeq, a predicted model, not a curated record